Messenger RNA from Oncorhynchus gorbuscha (pink salmon), 5473 nucleotides. RefSeq names its product inward rectifier potassium channel 2-like. The record is from RefSeq and is a predicted model, not a curated record. NCBI's taxonomy places the organism in Eukaryota, Metazoa, Chordata, Actinopteri, Salmoniformes, Salmonidae. Gene Ontology annotation, molecular function: inward rectifier potassium channel activity. Gene Ontology annotation, cellular component: plasma membrane. Gene Ontology annotation, biological process: potassium ion import across plasma membrane; regulation of monoatomic ion transmembrane transport. The transcript has 3 exons. Bases 2378 to 3967 code for a protein of 529 amino acids.
CAGUAGGUAACACCUGUCUCUGUGUAAACCUAGGACAGUAGGUAACACCUGUCUCUGUGUAAACCUAGGACAGUAGGUAACACCUGUCUCUGUGUAAACCUUGGACACCAGGUAACGACUGUUGCCUUGGUAUUCUCCUGUGUUGUGCCUUUGUUGCUCUUAGUCAGGGUGUUACACUGUAAACUGUCCUCAGUGAUCUGGUCAAGGUGUUAUACUGUAAACUGUCCUCAGGGAGCUGGUGAAGGGUUGAACUGUUCCUCAGGAACCUAGUAACAUGUUUAGCUUGUUCACUGGGGGUCAAAGACUUGCCAGCGUUCGAAAACCACAGUCCACUGGAAAUGUGUAAGGAAGGUAAAGUCUAAUAUCGCAAUCAAACCUUUUUUAUGUCAUUUGGAUUUGCCCUGAAUCAAACCUUUUGAGUUUUCUUUGUUUUUUAUCCCUAAGGGACUUGGCAUGCAACAAACAAAAAAAAUCUCUCUUCCCAAAAUAUUACCUUUGUUUGCCUCAGUGGGUUGUUGUUUUUACCCAGUUUUCCUUGCACGUCCUCUGCACAUUAUUGCCACAUUUUUCCAAGGCAAUUAGACUGGAAGCUUUUCUGAAAUGGAUAAACAUGUAUGUUCUCUGUCAAGCAGGGGUGUUGAGUGUGACACUUGAACCAAGAGGAGAGAACUAAAACCAACCCGUUUAGAAAAAACAAGGACACGGCACCUCCCGUCCCAGGAUUGGACAGGAUUUGACCUCUGAAAUAACCUUUGAGCUCUGAGUUUUCGUAGAGGUCAUCCACGGGUGUAUGCCCUGUGUGCCUGUUACCCCUCCCCUCUUUCCCCACAACCGGCCAAUAGGAUUCUGCUCUUCCUACACAUUCACUUUGACUCUAUAAUAGGUGUUGUAUAGAAUUAAUCCUGGUGUCAUAUGUAUAGGAUGGUACUCAACAAUAGGUACACAGAAAGUACACACAAUUGUACAUGCCUUGGCGUUCUAGUCAAGUAAUUUAAUUCUCUCUCCUUUUAUUUAUUGUCUUUCUCCCUCUCUUUCCCUCACUCCCUCUGUUGUAGAGAAUUAUCCCAUGCAGUUGUAGUGGAGAGUAAGUCUCCUUAUUGUUGUAUACAUUUUUACAACACUGAGUUAAUACGAUGUAGCUGAUCUGGUCAGUAGUCAGUCUGUGCAGUGUGUUCUGUACUGAAUUGACAAUGCCUUUAGGUGAAACACAGAGCCUCUCAGGAAUAGGAUAUCCAGCAGUCACCUGAGAGAGCCGCAAACAUAUUUCAAAUGUCUCUAAAAGUCUGCUUUUGUUGUGCCAAGAACUCACCACUGACAUUUGAGGACUUUUGUGGCUUGGAAAAGAUACUUGGAUUUGAGGGGAAACUGCUGGUCACAGUCUCCCACUUGUGAGAGACACUGAGUGAGUAUUAUUUACACAGUGCAUGGCUACUGUAGCUCAUAAAUGUGUUCCAAGGCCCUGUAGCAAAGGAAACAUAGAUAUCAAAGGAUGGAGGAACAUAUUCUGACUAAUAGGAAGUGAAUGGAUUGGAAUUGUGUACCAUUAUCUGAAUCAAUAGUCUAAGGAGUUCCUCCUCUGUUUCAAUCUGCCUUGUGUAUUUUCCAUGACCAAACCACUGGGAAGUGAAGAUCAUGGAACGUAAGAAACAGCAUGCUAUUCUUUUCUCUGCUGGUUGCAUGUUAGAUACAUGUUAGAAACGUAGACCCCGUUUGACUGUACUGUACUGUGGAUCUACCCCUGGACUCUGUAUUGUCACAACUACUACUACCCCAUUGUAUCCCCAGCUCUCAUCCUUUCAAGCUUCUCAGUUCCUGUAGCCUGAUCAAUGUGUUUCCCUUGUGCUGCUUCAAACUGUCAGCAAAACUCCUGCUUCCUUGUAAGAUGGCCACAGACUAUGGGUCCCUCCUGUUGAUACCCUGGACACGUGCGUAAUCUCCCUCUUCAGCCCAAAGGAGUGUAAGUACUACAGGGACUAUACAGUAUUACUGCGAGACUGUCUAUCUGCUGCUGUGGAAUACGUUUCUGACCAGAGGAGUACAUACAGCAACAACUUGACCACUGAGUUUCCUUCAAGAGAAGGGAAGGAAGAGUGUGAAUCAGGACACUGUAGAGCUGUGAGUAACCCUGACUGUUAAUAAAAAGUUAGUGGAACAAUGAUCCGGGAAGUGAGGGAAGUCAUCUACUGCUGGAUACAGUUUUUCCUCGUGGAUUUACCUUUACCACAUCAGAUGGAUUACUUUUCACCAUAGAAACAGUGGAACUGGAAAGAAGUACAGAACACCAGGUUCUUAUCAAUACCUAGGUGGUCAUAAACUCACAAAGCACAUAGGAGUUGAGACUACAGCUUCAUCAGCGUAAGAUAUUGUAUUUAGCACCAUGGAAGCGGCGCGUGUUAAGCGACGUUUCAGUGCGGUGGUUGACGGGCUGGUAGACGAGGAGGAAGUCAUUAAGCUGGCUCUGAGUGUUGCUGACACGGCCAGGGUGGGGGGGAGCACGGGAGGCUCAGGGAGCCCCACCAGUCUCUCCCCCACACACAACCGAAAUGGCAAAGCACUCCCCCUGCAGGGCAAUGGCAGCAAUGCACGGAGGCCCAGCGGAGCCUUGGAGGCAGGAGGAGGGGAAGGAUCGAUGAAAGGAGGAGGGCGCUCAGGACUGAGGGGCGGGAGGGGCGGAAGUCUGGGGAGAAGGGGAGAAGGCUGUUCGUCCUCGGACCGAGAUUCAACACUGUCGUCCCCUUCCUCCUCAAGCCGCCGCCCCCCCCGGCGCUCUAGACGCCGGCCCCGCCACCGCUUUGUGGGCAAGGACGGGCGCUGCAACGUCACCUUCGUCAACAUGAGCGAGAGAGGCCAGCGUUACCUCAGCGACCUCUUCACCACCUGCGUGGACAUCCGCUGGCGUUGGAUGCUAGUCAUCUUCUGCCUCUCCUUCCUCCUCUCCUGGCUGCUCUUUGGCUUUGCCUUCUGGCUCAUUGCUGCCGCGCAUGGGGACUUCGCCAUCCGCCUCAACCCCAGCUCGGGUGCCUCUUCCGGGGGAGGAGAUGAGUCCGGAGCAGGGGCGGUGGUGGAAGUGGAGGAAACGUGUUUCGUUCAGGUCAACAGCUUUAUGGCGGCCUUCCUGUUCUCCCUGGAGACGCAGACAUCCAUUGGUUACGGCUUCCGCAGCGUGACCGAGGCCUGCCCCCUGGCGGUGAUGGCGGUCGUCUUGCAGUGCAUUGUGGGCUGCAUCAUCGACGCCUUCAUCAUCGGAGCGGUCAUGGCGAAGAUCGCUAAGCCCAAGAAGCGUAACGAGACGCUGUUGUUCUCUGACACGGCAGUGGUGGCGCUGAGAGACGGGAAACUCUGCAUGAUGUGGAGGGUGGGGAACCUACGCAAGAGCCACCUGGUAGAGGCACACGUACGUGCACAGCUAAUGAAGCCGAGGGUGACCCCAGAGGGAGAGUUCCUCCCGCUGGACAAUGAGGACGUCAACGUGGGAUUUGACACGGGAACCGACCGCAUUUUCCUGGUUUCCCCGGUAACCAUCGUCCACGAGAUCAACGAUGAGUCACCGUUUUUCGAGAUGGACCGUCGGACUCUGGAGGGCGACACGGAGUUGGAGGUGGUGGUCAUUCUGGAGGGUAUGGUGGAGGCCACAGCAAUGACCACACAGUGUCGCAGCUCCUACCUCGCCUCCGAGAUCCUCUGGGGUCACCGCUUCGAACCUGUGCUCUUCGAGAGGAAGAACUGUUACCAGGUGGACUACUCGUUCUUCCACCGGACCUAUGAGAUUCCCAGCACACCCUCUUGCAGCGCUAAAGAGUUGGCCGAGCAGAAGUACAUCCAGGGCUCACGCUCCUCCUUCUGCUACGAGAACGAAGUAGCCCUGCAGCUCGUCUCCCCUGACAAUGACCCUGAGGGCAACCCUGGUGGCUGCCCCUCCCCCCUGACGCACCGAUCCUCCCUCUCACAACCCACCCACACUAACUAGGGAGGCGACAGGCAGAGGGGACAGGAAGUGACCUGGGAUCCACAGGAAGUCAGGGACAGACAGAGGGAGAGAGAAGCAGAAAGAGAGACAGGCUUUAUAGGGAAAGAGACCAACGUAGAGAAAGGUAAGUAGAAGAUUUAGGGAAAAGGACAAUAUUGAGAGACUGAAGUUGAGAGAGGUGUAGAAAGAGAAACAGAAGACACGACAAAGACGCCGAGAGACAAACGGAGAGAGAGAGAUGCUGUAUACUGUCUAACAGAGAGAAAGGACAGACAGAUAGGACAGAAAAGGAGAGAGAGGGAUAGAAAGAGAGAGAGAAGUGUCAUUGAAAGGGGUAGAUGGGCUGCUGCUACUCUGACUGUGUUAGCUGAUUUGGACAUAGCGAUCUUUCAGAAUCAUUAUGGACCUGUCUGUCUCAGACCCGUCCCGUCAACCAACCGCUACAUUCACCACUGACUCCAGCACCUAGCUGACCACACAUACAACACUGACCCCUAUUGGCUUCAGUCUGUACCUGCAGCUCCUGUUCAGUUACAACUCACACUGAACACACUGGGUGCAGUGUCAGCACAAAACCAUAUGAGGGCAUAGUCUGGUAACAUGUUAUUUGAAGGUCUACUUCUAAACUUAUGAUUGAUUGUUUAAUAUGUUUAACUAUGGUUAACAAACAAAGGUUUAUAAGUACUUUGUAAGCAGAACUUUGAUUAAAAUGUUACCUUAUGUUAUUUUUUAAAUUCUACAGAACCCAGCUGAAGGGACAAUCUUAUGUUAAUGUUUACCUUAUUCUGUGUUCCUCAAACAUUUAAAUUUGUAUGAUUUUCCUCAGUAUUUUCUUUAUUUAGUUCAUUUGCUGAAUACUGUAUAUUUGGUAGAAUUUGAAGGGGGAAAUGGAGGGAUGUUAAAGGUAGACUCAGCGAUAUGACGUAGAUGCAGAAAGUAAACAGCAUAGUGGGUCAAUAUCCACAACAACUAAGAGUGUUGAAGUGUGAGGCUCAACUUCUCCGCUGUUUAAAUAAAUAGUGAGGGUAUUCCAUACCGGUAAAACAUGAGCCUAUCACAAUAAUGAAAACAAAAUGUUGCCGAGGCUGAGAUGGAUGGCUGACACUGAGACGCGCGCGGACAGCAGUGGACGCAUACAUUCUGGCCUAAUGACAAUCACCAAAAUGUCAUUACACUUGUUGGUGUUUUGUGUAACAGAGGUCUCUUUCCAUCCACCACUGUUUGGAGGCGGGAGACAUGUUGAGACUGGAGGAACAUGUAAAGGAGCCCUUUGAAAUGAUUGUUUGACAAUCAGAUGAAAACAUCAUGACUGGUGGUUUGUGCCACAGUAGAAGGUAAUACAUUUUAAAAGUUAAAUAACAAAUCUUUAGUACGAGGCCUACAGAGAUCCUAAUGAAUGAAUAGAGAUUCCAUAUGGAAUGAAUGAAUAGAGAUUCUAUAUGGAAUGAAUGAAUAGAGAUUCUAUAUGGAAUGAAUGAAUAGAGAUUCUAUAUGGAAUGAAUGAAU